Molecule: messenger RNA, 2626 nt
Organism: Ostrinia nubilalis (European corn borer)
Lineage: Eukaryota; Metazoa; Arthropoda; Insecta; Lepidoptera; Crambidae
Product: importin subunit alpha-1-like
Exons: 12
Coding region: 114-1649 (511 amino acids)
Biological process (GO): NLS-bearing protein import into nucleus
Cellular component (GO): cytoplasm; nucleus
Molecular function (GO): protein binding; nuclear import signal receptor activity
Source: RefSeq, a predicted model, not a curated record
AUUUCCGGCCGUUGUUCUUCAAAAAAAGUUCCAAGUUCAUUGAUUGAUCACGUUUUCGAUAUUUUCUUUUCGUUGAAAUUUUGUGAUAUUUGUUUAUUGUAAUUGUUUUAAUAAUGUCGGAGAGUAAAACCCACGCUUCUCGCCUUUCGUCGUACAAGAAUGCUGGUCAAGGCACAAAUGACCUCCGUCGCAAGCGAGCCGAGCUCAGCGUGGCUCUCCGCAAGCAGGCUCGCGAUGAGCAACUCCUCAAGCGACGGGCCAUGUCUCCGGAGGCCGGGGAAGAGGUCCAGCCGGAGGAGAAGGUGAUGACGCCCGCUGAAAUCGUUAAAGGGCUCCACUCCCAAGACCUGUCUAUCAAGACGGUAGCCGCCCGCGCCGCUCGCCGAAUGCUGUCCAGGGAACAGAAUCCGCCGAUUUCCAUCAUGGUAGAAGCUGGUGUACUCAAACCACUGGUGGAUGCUUUGGACCGCGAUGACUGUGCGGACCUUCAGUUUGAAGCAGCUUGGGCCAUCACCAAUAUUGCGUCUGGAACGCACGAACACACUUUGGCUGUUAUAGAUGCCGGCGCGAUCCCCAAACUGGUAAAUCUACUAUCCCUCGGCGGCGUCGUCGGCGAGCAAAGCGCGUGGGCGCUCGGCAACAUCGCAGGCGACGGCGCCGGGCCGCGGGACCGCGUGUUGGAAUGCGGAGCCCUGGCGAGCCUGCUGCCGCUGCUCUCGCCGAGCGCCGCGCCCGCCCAGAUACGGACCGCCGUGUGGACCUUUAGCAACCUCUGCAGAAACAAAAACCCAAUGGUGAAGUUCGAUUUGGUGGCGCCGGCACUGCCGUACAUAUCAGAGUUAUUGGAGAUUUCCGAUCAGGACGUGUUGGCGGACGCUUGCUGGGCGCUCUCCUACCUAACCGACGGUCCCAACGAGCGCAUAGAAGCAGUGCAAGCCACACCUUCGCUUCUGCACCGCCUGAUCUCAUUGCUACAACACGCGAGCCCGGCCGUCCGCACGCCGGCCCUGAGAGCCGCGGGGAACAUGCUCACUGGCUCCGACCGACAGACGGACCGCUGCCUCGACGCGGGCUGUUUGGACCACAUCCUGACUCUACUCCGCUGCGGGAAACCCUCGCUCAUGAAGGAGGCAGCCUGGGCCGCUUCCAACAUCCUGGCUGGCACAAGUGAACAGAUUCAGCGAGCGAUCGACAAAGGGAUCAUACCACGACUUCUGCAUGUAUUGGCUUCCGAAGAUAUCAAGUGCCAGAAAGAGGCAGCAUGGGCCAUAACCAACCUCUGCCUUGGCGGUAGUGCAGGGCAACUGGACGCGUUACUAUCGGCCGGUGUUUUGGAGCCCUACUGCGCGCUUCUGGCGUCGCCCGACCACCGCGCGGUGACGGUUGUGCUCGAUGGACUGACGAACCUGCUGCAGGCGGCAGUAAAGUACGGUCAAGUAGAGCCUCUGUGUUUGAAACUGGAGGAGAUCGGUGCUCUGGACCAGAUUGAGACCUUGCAGCAACAUGAAAAUGAACAGGUCUACAAAAAGGUGGUGCACAUUCUAGACACAUACUUCGCAGAGCAAGAGGAUGUCUCUGCCCAACCUGCCAAGACGGCGGACGAGUAUCAGUUCGGGACUAACGAACCCAACCCUAAUUUUAACUUCUAAAAUAACUAUAGUCUGGUCUGCGAGCACGUAGAAUUUUGUCCAAUGACCCCAAGCUACCCAUCCUUAUCGCUCGCGCGUAAUUGUUGCUGUCGCGCUCGCACACUCACUGCGGGCGCCCGUCGCACAGUAGCUUGGGGUCAUUGGACAAAAUUCUACGUGCUCACAGACCGGGCUUUAAUUAGUCCAAGUAUAAUAAUGCUUAUUGUAGUACAGUAUAAUAGAUCGUUUCAUCCAUGAACACGCGCCCCACCAAUAUUUGGUCUCGGUCGCGCGGGGUGCGGGGAGUUUGAUCCGAGCAAUCCGAGCGGCAUUAUUGUAGUGUGCGUGUGCACUCAUGGAUGAUUUAGCGUGUACCGAUAACACUCAAACAUUAGCGGAAGAAUAGUGGGGCGCGUCUUCGUGGAUGAAACGAUCUAUGUCUAUUUUGUGGUACAGUACAGAUGACUUGCACCAAAAUAACAAUUUUAACCCUGUAUUAUAGAUUUGUAGAUCAAAAUCAAUUGGGUUAACUCAUCAUUUUCUAGAUUCAUUUGACUGUACAUACAGUAUUACGAAGUUCAACUAUGUAUAGUGUUCAAAUUCGUUCCAAAAUACUGAAUUCUUUGGCUCUAUUCUUCUGAUAUUAGUAAUAAUGAUCUAAUAAGUAGUACAUUUAGGUUUAGUAUAAUGUUUUCAUAAGUGCCUUCAUAGAUAUAAUCUUUAGUUAACAUUCAGGGUGAAGUAUCUUUGUAAUUUUUCCAUAUUUUGCAAAAACUGAUAAAUGUAUUGUAACUUAACCUACAGUUAAAAGUUAUCUAAAAACAUUCCAAGUAUUUUUAAUUUAAAAACUCAGGUUAAAACAGAUGAAGUAUUUCUUGCUUAUUAUCAUUUUGUAAAAAGCUGUUUUAUUGAGGUACAAAAACACAAAAUAACAGACUGAUAUGUGAUAAUGUUAGUAUGUAAGUUUUAUUUUUAUAUCAAUUAAAGAUUUUCACUUA